This is a messenger RNA of Bombyx mandarina (wild silkworm), 815 nucleotides long. RefSeq lists its product as uncharacterized. Lineage: Eukaryota; Metazoa; Arthropoda; Insecta; Lepidoptera; Bombycidae. The record is from RefSeq and is a predicted model, not a curated record.
GGUCGCGCACUGUCCUAUAUAAUGUGAACACGUUGCUUUACCGCUUACAACCCGACCUACUCGCACGCCGCAAACAUCCACCCGCCACUCAACACAUUCCGGAGUGGGCAGUUUUCCAGAUCGGCGUCAGUCAGUUAGCGCAUCCACCGCUCGGCCAUAGCGCGUGCGCACCUCAAGUGAAACUGUGUCAGUGUCCAAGCACCUAAAACACGCAACAUGAAUUCAUACGUGAAAAUCGCUCUUGUAUUGUGCGCCUAUGUAGCGCUUACCUCAGCCCAGUUCGGCUACGGAGGCUUUGCAGACUUCGGCAGUAGUUUUGGUGGUAACUUCAACUACCUUUCGGCCGCUGCCAGAGAUCCGAGGGCGAAUCCUGGUCCGGUGCUGUUUCCCCCCUCGCCGGCCGGUGACCCCUCGCAGACAAGCGGAGUGGUGGUCGGUGCUUCCGGAUAUGGGUUCGUGCCCCCCGGCUCCCAAGGACCUGCUGUGCCAAGAUUUGUUUAUCGAAAACUUUAUUUUAGAUGAAAACAUUGCGAUUAGUUAAUUUUUUUUUAUUUCCCUAAGAAUUGUACAGAACGAUUAUUAGCCUCAAAUAGUUUAAACAGCAGUGCGAUUUUUUAUUUAUUAAUAUAAAACAAUGUGUGUAAUAAUAAUAUUUUAAAAUCUGUGAUAUCGCUUUAGUUACAUGAAUAAAUGUGUUUCGUAACAGUACUGUAAACGUUACCAUUUCGUUAUUAUUGUUUGAUUACUAUUUCAAUUGUGUACGUUGUAAAUAAUUUUAUGAUUGAAUGAAUUAGAACGAAUAAAUGAUAUUUUAA